CCAUUUUCCUCCGCCUCUGGUUGUCAAGAAGAUGGCAGCUUCCAGGCAGGCAUGAGAGGAAAUACUUCUUCACAAAUCGAAUGAAUUUGGAUUAUUGCCGCAAGAUUAGAGCACAUACCGGUGUUUUUGCAAUUACUGCAUCGAAUUAAAAGUCAUGUCUGCCCCUGGCUCCGCGGUGUCUGGGACCACGGCGUCGGUUCUGCAGCCGCGAUGGAAACGGGUCCUCGGAUGGUCCGGUCCUGUUCCCCGGCCCAGACAUGGACACAGAGCUGUGGCUAUAAAGGAGCUUAUGGUUGUCUUCGGCGGUGGAAACGAAGGGAUUGUGGAUGAGUUACAUGUAUACAACACAGCAACAAACCAGUGGUUUAUCCCAGCAGUCCGUGGUGAUAUUCCCCCUGGUUGUGCUGCGUAUGGUUUUGUCUGUGAUGGCACAAGGUUGCUGGUAUUUGGUGGAAUGGUGGAGUAUGGAAAGUACAGCAACGAUCUCUAUGAACUACAGGCCAGCAGAUGGGAAUGGAAAAAGUUGAAAGCAAAAAACCCGAAGAAUGGCCCUCCUCCUUGUCCUCGUCUCGGCCACAGCUUUUCACUGGUUGGCAACAAAUGCUACUUGUUUGGUGGGUUAGCCAAUGACAGUGAAGACCCAAAAAACAACAUUCCCAGAUACCUGAAUGAUCUAUACACACUCGAGCUCCGUGCGGGUUCCAGCGUGGUUGGAUGGGAUAUUCCGAUCACAUACGGAGUUCUGCCUCCUCCUCGUGAGAGCCACACGGCUGUGGUAUACACAGAAAAGACGAGCAGGAAGUCUCGCUUGAUAAUCUAUGGAGGAAUGAGCGGUUGUCGUCUUGGAGAUCUAUGGACACUUGAUAUCGACACUCUGACAUGGAACAAACCAUCAGUAAGCGGCACAGCGCCACUUCCCCGAAGUCUUCACUCUGCCACUACCAUCACAAACAAGAUGUAUGUUUUUGGAGGAUGGGUUCCUCUGGUGAUGGAUGACGUCAAAGUGGCAACCCACGAGAAAGAGUGGAAAUGCACAAACACUCUUGCCUGCCUAAAUCUUGACACCAUGUGUUGGGAAACAGUAUUGAUGGAUACUCUUGAAGACAACAUCCCCAGGGCCCGUGCAGGCCACUGUGCUGUGGCCAUCAAUUCCAGACUGUAUGUUUGGAGUGGCCGUGACGGUUAUCGUAAAGCUUGGAACAACCAAGUCUGUUGUAAAGACCUCUGGUACUUGGAAACAGAGCGGCCGCACGCCCCAGCCAGGGUGCAGCUAGUCCGUGCCAACACAAAUUCCCUGGAAGUGAGUUGGGGUGCAGUGUCCACAGCUGACACCUACUUGCUGCAGCUGCAGAAGUAUGACAUCCCUGCGACUCCAGCUGCAGCAUCACCAGCCAUGAGUGCAACCCCAUCGCAGCCUCUUAACUCUCCAAAGAGCCCUGCACCGGCUGCUGCAGCACCCUCCGCUCAGAGCUUGCCGCAGACAGCCGUUUUAAAGGUUGCAGCUCAACAGUCUGCUACAGGCACAUCUGUUGUCACAGUUCGCCCCAGCCAGCCGGGGAAAUCUCCUGUCACUGUGACAUCCCUUCCUCCAGGUGUUCGAAUGGUAGUGCCUGCCCAGACCACCCAAGGAUCGCCAAUUGGAAGUAGCCCUCAGAUGAGUGGCAUGGCAGCUUUAGCUGCUGCAGCUGCAGCAACACAGAAGAUCCCGCCCUCUUCUGCAGGCACUGUCCUCAAUGUUCCUGCAGGUGCCACCAUUCUCAAAACAGUUGCUGUUUCCCCUGGCACAACCACAGUGAAAGUGGCUUCUCCAGUCAUGGUCAGUAACCCAGCUACCCGGAUGUUGAAGACAGCUGCAGCCCAGGUCGGCACAGCAACCGCGUCCUCUCCCACCACCACCAGACCCAUCAUCACUGUGCACAAGUCAGGCGCAGUCACAGUAGCUCAGCAGGCCCAGGUGGUCACCACUGUGGUGGGAGGAGUGACCAAGACUAUCACCUUGGUCAAGAGUCCCCUCACCAUGGGCAGCAGUGGCACUCUGAUCUCCAACCUUGGCAAGAUGAUGUCUGUGGUACAAACCAAGCCAGUGCAGACAUCAGCUGUCACAGGCCAGGCUUCCACUAACCCUCUCACACAGAUCAUACAGACAAAGGGUCCCCUCCCAGCCGGCACCAUCCUGAAGCUGGUGACUUCUGCAGAUGGCAAACCCACAACCAUCAUCACCACUUCCCAGGCGGGAGGCACGGGAAACAAGCCCACUAUCCUCAACAUCAGUGGCGUCUCUCCAACCACGACAAAGCAGGGCACCACCAUCAUAAAGACCAUCCCCAUGUCGGCCAUCAUGACCCAGCCUGGAGCUACAGGUGUGACAAGCAGCGCUGGUAUGAAAACACCAAUCACAAUCCUUACCACAAAGGUAAUGACCACUGGAACUCCUGGUAAAAUCAUCACUGCAGUGCCCAAACUUGCCACUGCAGCCGGCCAACAGGGACUGACACAGGUGGUCUUGAAGGGUGCUCCUGGGCAACCUGGCACUAUUUUGCGCACUGUGCCCAUGAGCACGGUGGGUGGUGUUCGUCUCGUUACACCAGUGACAGUGUCUGCCGUUAAACCCGCUGUCACCACUCUGGUUGUCAAGGGGACUACUGGUGUCACCACUCUUGGCACAGUCACUGGUACAGUCUCAACUAGUUUGGCAGGAGGCACAGUUGAUAGUUCAAAUGCUUCUCUGGUUACCCCCAUCACCACGCUGGGAACCAUCGCUACCCUGUCCAGUCAGGUCAUCAACCCAACUGCCAUAACUGUGUCAGCUGCUCAGACUAGCCUGACCUCUGCCUCCACACUGCCCUCCUCUACCAUCACAGUGCAGAACCAGCCCACCCAGGUGACUCUGAUCACAACUCCCAGUGGCGUAGAGGCUCAACCAGUGCAGGAUCUACCUGUGUCGAUCUUGGCUUCACCAACCUCUGAGCAGCCCAGCUCCACUGAAGCUGGAGCAGGCGGAGAGGGCUCCGGCACCGUCACACUGGUCUGCUCCAACCCUCCCUGUGAGACCCACGAGACAGGAACAACCAACACAGCCACCACCUCGUCUGCCACCAUCGGAGCAGGACAGGUCUGCUCCAACCCUCCCUGUGAGACCCACGAGACCGGAACCACCAACACAGCCACCACCUCUUCUGCUACAAUCGGUGCAGGGCAGGUGUGCUCCAACCCACCAUGUGAGACCCAUGAAACGGGCACCACCAACACAGCCACAACUGCAUCCUCAAACAUGACUGCGUUACGCGUGUGCUCCAACCCGCCGUGCGAGACCCACGAAACAGGGACAACUAACACGGCUACCACAGCGUCGUCUAACAUGGGAGGAGUCCAGCAGUUGUGCUCCAAUCCACCCUGCGAGACCCACGUGACGGGCACCACCAACACAUCCACCCAAGCUUCCUCCAACAUGAACGCAGGCCAGACUAGCACCGUGCAGAGAGUGUGCUCCAAUCCACCCUGCGAAACCCACGAGACGGGGACCACCAACACUCCGUCCACAGCCACCUCCAGCAUGGGAGGAGACCAGACCAGCACGGCGACGGGCAUGGUCCAGAGGGUUUGUUCCAACCCACCAUGUGAAACACACGAGACCGGGACCACCAACACAGCCACCACCGCCACCUGCAGCAUGGAGACAGGCGAAGGCACAGCAGCCCAGCAGACAGAGGAAGGAGCAGAAGGUACCAGCAGCACAGAAGUGGCCUCCACCACUGCAGCAACUGGCAUGGCUACCACCACCCAGGGCAGGGCCAUUACUACUGUCACUCAGUCUACACCAGCUCCUGGACCCUCUGUACCCUCGAUCUCAUCAAUCACAGAGGGGGCGAGUACUGCUGCCAGCUCCACAGAGGAGCCCAUGCAAACUGAUGAGGCAGCAUCAGCAGAAGCUGCACCUGCUGAGGAGGGAGCCACUGCUAUGGAGACACAAGCAGAGGGAGAAGCAGCAGCAGCGACAGCGUUGAACCUGCCUUCAGAGCUGAUGUCUGAGGGCCAGGGAGCCACACUGAUGGUGACGGGGCUGUCGGAUGAGGAACUGGCUGUGACUGCAGCAGCAGAGGCAGCUGCUCAGGCAGCAGCCACCGAAGAAGCCCAGGCCCUCGCUAUCCAGGCCGUUCUCCAGGCAGCUCAGCAAGCCGUAAUGAAUGAGGGUGAUGCUGCUGGAGAGAGCCAGCAACCCACCACCAUCCCCAUCAUGCUGACCCAGCAAGAGCUUGCAGCCCUUGUCCAGCAGCAGCAGCAGCUGCAGGAGGCUCAGGCUGCAGCCCAGCAGGCUGCCGUGGACACGAGCUUACCCACUGAGGGCCUCGCUCCUGCUGACAGCCUCAACGACCCUUCUGUCGAGAGCAACGGACACAAUGAAAUGGCUACUACAGUCACUGGUGCUGUGGCGUCCCUUCUGCCACGCACCACUGCUGAGACACUCGCUCCAUCAAGUACAUUUGCACCCUCUGUAUCCGUGGCAAGUCCAGCCAAGCUGCAAGCAGCAGCCGCUCUAGCAGAGGUCGCCAAUGGCAUCGAGGGAGAGAAACAAGCCCCUCAACCAACCCCAGUGAAGCCUGUUGUAAAAAAAGAGAACCAGUGGUUUGACGUCGGGAUUGUUAAAGUGACAAAUAUGGUUGUCACCCACUUCUAUGUGCCAGCAGAUGAUUCUCAAGGAGAUGAUGACUCUGGCAUCAUGCCAGACUACAGCCAGAUGAAGAAAAUGGAGCUUCAGCCUGGAACAGCUUACAAGUUCCGUGUUGCUGGAAUCAACGCUUGCGGUCGUGGAGCUUUCUCGGAGAUCUCUGCGUUUAAGACUUGCCUACCAGGUUUCCCAGGGGCACCUUGCGCCAUCAAAAUCAGCAAGAGCCCAGACGGUGCCCACCUGACCUGGGAGCCGCCCUCGGUGACGUCAGGGAAGAUCAUUGAGUACUCCGUGUACCUGGCUAUCCAGAGCAACCAGACAGCUGAAGCCAAGGCCUCCACCCCGGCACAGCUAGCCUUUAUGCGUGUGUAUUGUGGACCCAACCCCUCUUGCUUGGUGCAGUCGUCCAGCCUCUCCAACGCCCACAUCGACUACACCACCAAGCCAGCCAUCAUCUUCCGCAUCGCCGCCCGCAACGAGAAGGGCUACGGCCCCGCCACCCAAGUUCGAUGGCUGCAAGAAUCUGGCAAAGACGCAGCCUCUGCAAAACCGGCCCCCAAAAGACCAGGCACCUCUCCCGAUACUAAGACUACUGGUCCAAAGAAAGCAAGGACGGACCAGUGAGGUUGCCCAGAGACCCCUCCCAGUCUUUUGUCCUUUUUCCACUCGCUGUCCUUUUUAUCAGGAAGACUGACCUUCACCCCUCCUUCACCUCCUCAUCCUAAUCUCAUCCUCCAACCCCCCCCUCCCCCCCCACCGUCUCAGAUCAAGGCAGCAAUGGAGGCAGAACAACCGUAUGAAGCCAAGAUGAAAGUCAAAUCUGAGAGAUGUUUCUGUAGAUAAAACCCUCCUUCCUCCUCGUUCUGUUGGUCGUACUAUUUUUAGAGCAACACAAACCUAGAAGCACAUUAUCUUUUUCAGUCACAUCCCCUUCCAUCCUUUAACAUCUAUUUUUGGCUUGUUUCAGUAGUUGAACAGUAUAGAGAAGCAUUUACAUCUUUCACAAACUGGGAGCCAGCCUGAGCGCAAUGUUACCUUUUUCUUUUUUUUUCUUUUCUUUUUUUUUCUCUUCGUCUGUGUUUUGUGAAUUCUGGGGAGGGGGGGGGAUGUAGAGAGAGACUACAUGAAAUGAUGUACAGUGUUGAAAAAAAAGGCUGUGGAGGCAUUAGUUUAGAUGAGAGGAAAAAUCGGUAUGGAAACAAAUAAAGCACUUGUCCUCAACGAAUGAGGACAUCAUUUUUUUCCCUUUCUCUUUUUUUGCUCAAAAACAAAUUUGCUUCAUCGAGAACCAAGUCUGUACAGUCAUCGUACUGGACUCCCAUCUCCUGGUAAUGUCAUCACUGUGCGCUUUUUACCCCAAGAUGAGGACCGGUGGCCGAAAACUUUGAAGUGGACAAAAAAGAAUGGCAAAGGAAAGAGAUUUGUAGAGAACGAAUGACAAGACUUUGCUAGGACUGAGACUUGCAGCACACACACACACAUAAAAAAAAAAAAAAACCUUGCAAAAUCUUCCCAAAAAAUUAGCAAGCAAUGACGCAGAAGAUCUUUUGUGUAGUUUAUUUUUGUAUUUUUUAAGCUUUUUUUUUUCUUUUUUUUUUUUUCUCCUGUGUGUAUGUGUAUGUUGUGUGCAUUUUUAAAGAAAAACAUCACUUUUUUUAACUGUUGUUCAUCCCAAUAGUUUGUGUUCGUGGGAAGAUGGGUGGCUGUGUUGAGGGUGCCACUAUAUUUUUAAAAAAAAAAAGAAAAAAAAUCUUCAUUCAGUUGGUUGUAUGUUCUUGUUGUUAACAGAUGGUAUUGAAAGAGAGAAAGACUUUUGUAUCUGUUCCAAGUAGAACCGCAGAGGUUAUAGGACUGAAGGGAACUUUGAAGUGGACCCAGGGAGAGGAGAGUUUUUACUUUGUUUACUACUCAAUGCUUGUGUUGCUUCGUUUGCCAAACAUGGAAUUUCACGGGGUAUGAGGAACGUUACCAUCAGAUCUUUUCAUACCUUUCCCUCGUUAACAUCCCGAUCAGUUGUCCGACGCUUUUUAUGCUCAUGAAUGUGGUGUCUCACCUCUUCUUUAAUUUUUAGAAUGGCAAAAUUAUAUUAGUAGACAUAUUUUCCCUACCCUAUUGAUGUAUGUGAAUCCAUUUAAUAAAUUUUAAUUUUUUUCCUUCCACGGCUCUGUAUUUCAGACUACAGAUGGUGUGCAAGCUAACUGUGACAUGUUCAACCCAUGUGUCUUUGAAUGGGGAUGUCUUGGGAAAGAAAAGCUUACAUAGCCGGAGUGUACUCACUUGUAAAUUAGUUCGUUCAUAGAGCAAGAAUAAAACAAACAAAAAAAAAAAA
Molecule: messenger RNA, 6995 nt
Organism: Stegastes partitus (bicolor damselfish)
Lineage: Eukaryota; Metazoa; Chordata; Actinopteri; Pomacentridae
Gene: hcfc1a
Product: host cell factor C1a
Exons: 28
Coding region: 155-5290 (1711 amino acids)
Biological process (GO): chromatin remodeling; regulation of DNA-templated transcription
Cellular component (GO): histone methyltransferase complex
Molecular function (GO): transcription coactivator activity; protein binding
Source: RefSeq, a predicted model, not a curated record